This is a messenger RNA of Pogona vitticeps (central bearded dragon), 1667 nucleotides long. NCBI's taxonomy places the organism in Eukaryota, Metazoa, Chordata, Lepidosauria, Squamata, Agamidae. The record is from RefSeq and is a predicted model, not a curated record.
UGGAAGAAGCAGAACAGGCGAUAACCUUCAGCAUGGAGCCGUCUGGAGCCGUCACCCUGCUCCUUAUCCUCGGCCUCUCCUGCCUGCUUCUCACCGUAUUUAAAAGGAAGACCUCAGCCAAGGGGAAGCUCCCCCCUGGACCCACCCCCCUGCCCCUGCUCGGGAAUUUCCUGCAAAUCAAGUCCUCUCAGACCUUAAAAUCUCUUCUCAAGCUGUGGGAUAAAUAUGGCCCGGUCUUCACCGUCUACUUUGGAAGCCGUCCGAUUGUGGUCCUGUGCGGACAUGACGCUGUGAAAGAGGCCCUGAUAGACAAGGCAGAGGAAUUUAGUGGGAGGAAAACCAACCCAACCCUGGAGAGGACCUUCCAAGGAUUUGGUGUCAUGUUUUCGAAUGGAGAGCGCUGGAAGCUAUUGCGUCGAUUCACCCUUGCCAUCUUGAAGAAUUUUGGGAUGGGUAAAAAACCUAUUGAAAAGCAAAUCCAGGAAGAGGCCCAGAUCCUGCUGGAGGAAUUUAGGAAGACCAAAGGGCAGCCCUUUGACCCCACGUCCUUCUUGAGCCGGGCCGUCUCCAACGUCAUCUGCUCCAUCAUCUUUGGAAACCGCUUUGACUUUGCCAACAAGCAAUUCCAGACUCUCGUGGAAAUGAUCGGGGUCGCCUUCCAGGAGAUAAGCACAGCUGGGGCUCAGCUCUACGAUAUCUACGUUGACUUUCUGAAGUACUUUCCGGGGCCCCACACCAAAAUAUAUGAUAUGCUGGAAGUGCUGAGGCUGUUUGUUGCCAAGAAAGUGAAGCAGAACCAAGAGACCCUGGACUCCAACUGCCCACGGGACUUCAUUGACUGCUUCCUCCUCCAGAUGGAAAAAGAAAAAGACAACCCAGCCAGUGAAUUCAGCUUGAAGAACCUGGAGCUCACUGUCCUUUCCUUGUUCUUUGGUGGGACAGUGACUGUCAGCUCUACCUUGAGAUCUGGGUUUCUGCUGUUAAUGAAGUAUCCCGAGGUGCAGGCCAAGGUGCAUGAAGAAAUUGAUCGAGUGAUUGGUGAUAGUCGGGCUCCAAACAUUGAAGAUCGGAGCCAAAUGCCAUAUACGAAUGCUGUCAUCCAUGAAAUACAGAGAUUCACCAACCUCCUCCCCAUGAGUGUGGCUCACACCGUUACCCGUGACACAGAGUUCAGAGGCUACAUCAUCCCUAAGGGCACAGAGGUUUACCCCUUACUCCACAGUGUUCUGCACGACCCAACAAAAUUUAAGAACCCCAAUGAAUUUAACCCGGGCCACUUCCUGGAUGAGAAUGGACGCUUUAAAAAGAAUGAUGCAUUUGUGCCAUUUUCCUUAGGGAAACGGAUGUGUCUAGGAGAAUCCUUGGCCCGCAUGGAGCUCUUCCUCUUCUUCACCACCAUCCUGCAGAGCUUCCAGCUGAAGCCCCUCGUGCCCCCCCAGGACAUUGACACGACUCCCCGGGAGAGCGGCUUCGCCAAUAUCCCACCCUCCUACAAACUCUGCACCAUCCCACGCUGAGUGGGGAGAGACCAAAGGCUCUGUCCUGGGUCAUGACACUCUUGUACUUACUGGAUGCUCAGAUCUCCAGCGUGGGACAGAAGACAUUCAGUUUCAUGGCUCCUUCAUUUAUAUCCCCCAAGAUUACACCUUGUUGGAACAGGUGUAUCU